GCCCUAGUGGAACGAUCAAACUUGUUAAAAAAGAACCAGUAAAGAAGGAAAAGAAGGAAAUUGAAAAGAAAGAGACAAAACCAAAAAAGGCAGAGAAGAAAGAAAAACCAAAAGUUGAAAAGAAACCGGCCAGGAAAACUACGGCAUCAAAGAAAGCCACCGCUAAAAAAACCAGCGAUGAAAUCUAA
Molecule: messenger RNA, 188 nt
Organism: Acaulospora colombiana
Lineage: Eukaryota; Fungi; Glomeromycota; Glomeromycetes; Diversisporales; Acaulosporaceae
Source: the annotation of a GenBank genome assembly